UCGCAACAAGAAUUGUCGAAAAUCGCGAUAAUGAGUAUUGUGCAAUGCAUAGAAUAAAAACAUGCAAUUUGUGGGAAAUUAUAAUAGCUUUCUUAACAAGGGAAGACGCUUUGUACGCCGCUGCAUGGACACAUUUAUGAAUCUUUUGUCCGUUUUUAUAAUCGGAUAGAUCCUGAAAAACAGGCGCUGCUGUUUAGUCGAAAUGUAGAAGACCAAAACGGUCUUUAAUUCUAGGUUUUACAAUCCGCUAUUUUCCAUUACACGUGAAGGUAGAAAUCAUUGAUCGGUCCAUAUGCCUAUUCGUUUUUCAGCUGAUUGUAUUUUGUUUUUGAAUAAUUGUAUUGAUGGUAGGCUAUAUUAUAUCUCGUGCAUUAUUGAUACACUGCUGAAUUUCCAUCUAUCUCAAACUGGGCCAUGUUUUAUUUUAAACUUUAAUCUCUGAGAUUAUUUCUCGUUUAUUGGAUGGACUCCGGUCGUAACCCAGGAUGGGGACUGUUGUGCAGCACAGCGCUGCAGCUGGACUCAACAUGCUCCCUAGCAGGGUGGACCGGGAAUGGCCCAAAAGCUCAUGGACCGACAGACAUGUGACGAGUGUAUUAAAUAGCACCAGGAUGACGACCCAAAAGAAGCCCUUGCAUCCCCAGAUGAUGAUCCCAAGUCUGGACAACACUCACAUUCCCACCCGGUCAGCAGACAAGAAGCAGCAGCAAAGAAGACAGAAGCACAAACCAAACAUUCCUUCAGUCAAACACAACACCAACACCUCUGAACUCAGCACUCAGGGCCAGUUGGACCCUCCUUCAUCGCCCCUGUUAUCAGCUUUGGAUGGGAAGGAGAGGAGAGAGAGGAGCAGGAGGAGAGAGCAGCAGGAGAGGAGGGAGAGGAGAGAGCAGCAGGAGAGGAGAGAGCAGCAGGAGAGGAGGGAGAGGAGAGAGCAGAGGGAGGUUCAGGUUGAGAAGGAGAGGAGGGAGGCUCAGAGCAGCCAUCACGGAGAACAGAAGCAGGCUGUCUCCAGGAGGAGUAGACAAGCUGCGUCCCUUCAUCACAACCACAGCUCCAGCCAUAGCUCCCAGGUCCUGCCUGGAGGCGUACCUGUGGGCCAGAGGACAGCCCAGGAGUCUGUGGGGUUGGCUGGCCAGGGAAAGGGUUGUGUAGAGGGGGAUGUAAGGGUGGGAGAAGGGGGAGAGGUGGGUGUAGGGGGGAAAGAGAAGGGAGUAGGGGACAUAUACAGUGACAUAGACACAGAUCUGUCUGAAUCAGAGAGGCUCCCUCUCCCCUCCUCCCCCUCCUCCCCACCUAACCUCGACCUCCGUCCAGAGGUCAUCUUUCCCCGUGACUUCCAGCCUGAUCUCCCUGGACCACGAGGCUACGGCCCUGGUCAGUUCAGCUACCCAGAUUUCCUCCCUCCGCCCUUCAACUCCUGGAGCCUCCGGCAGCUGGCCGUGUUCUUCCACCCAGAGGGAAGACACCGUCCCCGCUCCAGACCUGCAGGCAUGGCGCUGGACAGGUACCUGGAGCAUCUACUGCUGCUGGAAUGGCUCCGGAUUCAGACGGUUCAGGAGGAGAGUGGGAGUGUGUCCUCUGUUCCAACCAGCCGCUACUGUUCCCACCAUGGUACACCCUCCCUCCACGGGAGACUCAGCUCUCCGAAAUGCAUCCUCCAGUGCCAGAGAGCAUUCCCUGUUACUCUCCUCUCCUCCCUGUCUCCCUCUGCCUUACUGUCUGGCUGCACACAUCACCACGCUCGCUACCCGCCUUGUACUGGGGCCUGCCGCUCACACACCUCCCACCACACCUCCCCCCGCGUCUCUCUCCCCAAGAGGAGCUACAGUGAGAGUCGGGUCCACUCUGCUGAGAAGGAGAAGGCUUCUGGGCGUCAGAGUUGUGGGAGCCCUGCCAUGGGGAUCGGCCACCUGAAACGGAUGCAGGCUUUUGGGAACAUCCGUAACCCUGUAGCCGUUAGUCCUACCAGAAGGCAGAGGUCAUCGUCUGUAGUCAGGAACCCCAGUUUUGGGUCUGGGUCAGGGUCUGGGUCAGGGACUGGGUCAGGGACUGGGACUCCCAGAGGAUUUAAUUGUGUUGGGUCUGGAUCUAGUGGUGCCCUCUAUGAAGUCUCCAGUAGCGUGAGAAGGAGGAGAAGUGAAUCUGAGCGAAGGAGAGGGACAGGGUCUGGGUCAGGGACUGGGUCUGGGUCUGGAUCAGGGACUGGGUGUGAGGCUUGGGAAAGGGCUAUGGAGAGGGCUGGGUUUGGGAUCGGGUCUGGGACUGGCAGGGGACUGCACUGGACAGGGUCUGGGUCUGGGACUGGGGCUUGGGCUUGGGCUGGGUCUGCUGCUGGGGCAAGGGCUAGUAAGAGGGCUGGGGAGAGGCAGGCCAAGGGCAUCGACUGGAGUCAGGCACCCCAGACAGGCCAGGGUGAGGAGGAGGAGGAGGAGUGGAUCUGA
Molecule: messenger RNA, 2444 nt
Organism: Salmo salar (Atlantic salmon)
Lineage: Eukaryota; Metazoa; Chordata; Actinopteri; Salmoniformes; Salmonidae
Source: RefSeq, a predicted model, not a curated record